This is a messenger RNA of Symbiodinium necroappetens, 672 nucleotides long. The record is from the annotation of a GenBank genome assembly. NCBI's taxonomy places the organism in Eukaryota, Dinophyceae, Suessiales, Symbiodiniaceae.
AUGGCGACCUUAUCGCACCUGGAUGCACACCGAGGUCUCUUCGCGCUGGGUGCGGCCGCCUGCAGGAAUCCUGGAGUUGUUCCGCGUGCCUCCGACACAGCACCUGCUUCUUGCCCAGCAAGGUUUCUGGUGGUAAAUGGCGUGCAGGUGAAGCAGAGGUGGUGCAGCACUUGCAGGGUUUAUAGACCUCUGCGCUCGAAGCAUUGCUCUUAUUGCGAUCGAUGCGUCUUUCGCUUCGAUCAUCAUUGUACGUGGUUAGGAAAUUGUGUGGGAUUGGGUAACUACAGAUCGUUCCUGCUCCUGGUCGUUACUGCGACGCUGUUCUUCGGGCACUCCUCCGUGAUCACGUUCAAGGUUGCGCGGCAGUGUCUUCGUGAGGCGAGUGAAGCGAGCGUUGCUCGGAGGCUGAUUGUUGCCAACGGAGGAAAGUUCUUAUAUGCGGCCUACGCCCUCGUGAUGUGCUUGGCGUUCAGCAUACUUCUGCUGUACCAUCUCAUCAUUAUGGCGUGCAACUUGACCACGAAUGAACAUGUUCGAGACUAUUACAUGGAGAGGAACCCGUUCGACAUCACCUGCAUUGAAAACUACCGGCAAGUGCUUUGCUUCCCGUAUGGGCGAAGCUAUCGAGUCGAUGCUGGGGCUGCUGUUGAUUCCACUCGUGAAGUUGAAUAA